This is a messenger RNA of Knipowitschia caucasica, 879 nucleotides long. The record is from the annotation of a GenBank genome assembly. Lineage: Eukaryota; Metazoa; Chordata; Actinopteri; Gobiiformes; Gobiidae.
AUGCCAAAGGGAGGUAAUAACAAGGCGAAACAACUGGAUGCGGGAGCUGAGUCCCGAGUGGAAGCUAAUGCUAGUACUGGCUCGACUGGGGACACAGCGCAAAACAGUUCUGCUAAUGGCCAACAGGUCCUUGAUGCAAUUUCACCGCUUAAGCAAGAGUUGUUCAACAAAAUAGACAAAAAAGCAAAUCAAACGCAAGAGGAAUUGCGCAGUGCCGUAGGCACUAUAAAUAAGAGGCUAGACGACAAUGAGACCCGCACAACUGAUCUGGAGGUGGGCGUCUCUACCAACGCGGACGCUAUAGCGGCUUUGGAGUCUGAAGUGCUGAAUAUGAAGAAAGACCUUAUCACUCUGAAGGCCCGAUGUGAGGAUUUAGAGGCACGAUCACGUAGAUGCAACAUUCGUGUCACCGGAGUGAAAGAAGGGCGAGAGCACGGCAAACAUCCCUCCCAAUUUGUGGCGACAUUGCUGAAAGAUGCACUUGGUCUGGAUAAGUCGCCGUGUUUGGAUAGAGCGCACAGGUCUCUCCGCGCAAUGCCAACUCAGGAGGACCAGCCACCAAGAGCAUUCACCGUGAAAUGUCACUACUACACUGAAAAAGAAAUGCUUCUGAAGAGGGCAGCGGAAUCCAGGUUUGGGUUGAUAACCACCGCUGACGGGGAUCGCAUUCGUCUCCUUCCUGACUUCACUCAAGCCGUGAGUAAACAGCGCGCGGCGUUCACGGAGGUUUGGAAUCUGCUUCGAGGCUGCGUGGGUGUACGCUAUGGGCUCAGGUACCCGGCUACACCGAGGAUUACCACCGCGGAUGGUCAUGAGAGCACGUUCAAAGACCCCAGGUCAGCAAAAGACUUUGUUCUGAGGGAAAUAAAGAGUGCGUGA